Messenger RNA from Chelonia mydas (Green sea turtle), 3112 nucleotides. RefSeq names its product nuclear protein 2, transcriptional regulator (gene NUPR2). Lineage: Eukaryota; Metazoa; Chordata; Testudines; Cheloniidae. The transcript is spliced from 2 exons. Bases 44 to 553 code for a protein of 169 amino acids. Gene Ontology annotation, biological process: negative regulation of cell cycle; regulation of transcription by RNA polymerase II; negative regulation of cell population proliferation. The record is from RefSeq and is a predicted model, not a curated record. Gene Ontology annotation, cellular component: nucleus.
AGGUGGGCGGGACUGCGCGCAGACAGAGCCGGGCUCGGCAGGCAUGCGGGAGCCAGGGGCGCGGGAGGAGCCCGAGGGACCGGCCGCCGCCCGGCCGCAGAAGGCAGCGCCCCCUGGGGCGGAGGAGCCCGAGGAGGCCGAGGCCCGCUACGAUCCGUACGAGUGGUACAACGGGCGGGAGUGGAGCGGGCCGCGGGGCCCGGGCUCCGGCGGGAAGGGCCGCAGCCGCCGGGAGCGGGAGCUCCGCACCAACCGGUACCUCCCCGCCGGCCACGAGAGGAAGCUCGCCCAAAAGCUGCGCAACAGCCAGGCCAAGCGGCGCCGCCGGGAGCAGCGCGGGCCUCGCUCCACCCGGGCCGGGAGGCGCAGCGCCAGGGCGAGUUACGCGCUAGGCCCAAGGGGGGGGGGUCCCCUUUCUCCACCCACCCCCCCGGACAUCGCAGGGAGGCUGAAUAGAGGACCUGAUGUUAAACACCUCCACACAUUCCUACUGCUCUUCCCCUUAGGAAGAGGGAGCUCUGCUCAGGAAUGCUAUGCAAUGGGAUCUCCUUGACCUCACCUGUUGCACUGUUUAAAUACCAUGUCUUGUAGGACAAAUAAGUGACAUGUUUUUCAAUAAGACCAAGGUCCUUGGUACGUUUUUUGCCUCAUCUUGUGUUAUUUUAUGUAAUGCCAACAGUAUGCUAAGCACUUUACAGACAAGUAAGAAGCCAGGCUUUCUGAAUUAGAGACUUUACAUUUGAAUAAAGACUGGGAGUGGAUGGGUCAUUACACAAAGUAAAAACUAUUUCCCCCACCUUCUUGUCAACUGUUUGAAAUGGGCCAUCCUGAUUAUCACUACAAAAGGUUUUUUUUCUCCUGCUGAUAAUAGCCCAUCUUAACUAAUUGGUCUUGUUACAGUUGGUAUGGCAACACCCAUUUUUUCAUGUUCUCUGUGUGUGUAUAUAUAUCUUCCAACUGUAUUUUCCACUGCCUGCAUCCAAUGAAGUGGGUUUUAUUCCACAAAAGCUUGUGCCCAAAUAAAUUUGUUAGUCUCUAAGGUGCCACAAGUACUCCUUGUUUUCUUUUACAAUUGAAGGCACUACUGUCAUAUCUGUUAGUAUGGAUGCUUGUGCCCAGGUGAAGCUUCAUUGAAGUCAGGGUUCCUUGCUAGUAAAUCCUGUUGCAGAGUGGGUAGAUGCAUGCUUGAGUAGUCUUCUUGAACUCAGUGAGUUUACUCAGGUGUAUAAAAAUUUGCAAGAUUGGGGCCUUAAAUCUCAGAGUUGCUGAUUAAGGCCUUGAUUUUACAUGAGCAUAUGUACAGGUGGAUCUCUUGUACUCACAAAGAACCCAACUGAAGUCCGUGAAUGAGAGUCGGUGUGGGCACUGGAAUCCAAUUGCACAUGUGAGCUUGGAAGAUCAGGGCUUAAGUGAUAGAGUUGUGAUUUUCAAAGGGGUCUAAAUUAGGGAGGUUUCAGGGAUCUUUAAAAAUCUUAGCCAGAAUGUUGAAAAGGUACACCAUUAAAAAUCAAAUGAAAUCAAGGGGGUUGUUUUAUUUUUAUAAUGGGGAUUAAAGUUGUUUAAAAUAUUUUUUUUUUAAAUUUUCACUAUUUUCAAAAAUAUCUCAGUCCCUUAUUGCUGUUUGAAAGACCCAUACAAAUAGGGGAAACUGAUUAAGGCCCCUAUCCUGCACAUGUUUAAUUUUACUGACAUGAGUAGUCCCAUUGUCUACUAUAAUAGGGGCUACUGGCAUGCUUAAAGUUACGUAUGUGCGAUUACAGUAGCGGCAAGCGGCCCUCAUCAGGAUCAGGGCUCUGUUAUGCUAGAUGCUUCACAACUGCAACAAGCAUUGUAGAUACAGUUUGUGUGCCAAAGAACAGGCACAUGAGUAGUCUCACAGUGAUUUACACAGGCAUGUAAAACAGCAUAGCUGUUCACAGGAUCUAGGACCUAAAAUAUAGGGGCAGCUACAUACGAAGUGGUAUCAAAAACACAAAAUAAACUGAAAUAAUGUACAUUUUCAUCAAGUUUUAUUGAUCUUAAGAGUUGUAAUAACAGUUAACAAAAAUUAGAGAGGAGUGUAUUUUAAGUAUAUCCCUUCUAACUCUCCUAUUAGGGCAAUGUUGGUGUUUUUCUUUGUUUUUAAAUGACUGGUUAUGUAUAUUGGCAUUGGGCUGUACAUAGUACCUUUUUAUAUACUGGUUAAUUGUAUAUAACAUCUCUCUAAUAUAGCUAUAUGAAUAUAUGUAAAUACAGGUAUUAUUAUUGGCUUAUUUUUUUAAAAAAACAAGAGUGGCUUUUAUUGUCAGUAAAAUCACAUAAGUAAUCUGAUUUUGAUCAUGGCAAUUUUUGGGAGUUGGGUCCUGUCACUCCUCCUGCUGCUCUUAAGAUUUUUUUUUUUUUUAAGACUCCCAUCCUACAACGAGCUGUGUGUGUGUAGACCACUGGUCCUGCACACAACUCUGUGUGAAAUCAUGGUCAUAGUUUUUCUGAUCAAUACUUGUUUUUUUACUUUCUAGACAGCUUUCUAAAUCUGAUGAUAGGUUGCUUCUGUAUGCAAAAAUGACACAAUUAUGCUUUUUGGGGAACUGGUAAUUAAAUAUGGAUAAAUAGAAAAUGUUAAUCAGGGCAGUGAGAUAUGAAAUAAAGGUAGAGGGAGAGAUGUCUGCCACUCUUUCUGAUUGUUACCAUAAUGCUAUAAAGUUGGAUUUAACUGAUUCACCUGUUCUCUAGAGCAUGUAACUAUUAAUAGAUCAAAAUUAAAAGGUGGCAAUACAUGUAAACGAACAGUAUAAUUUCUCAUACAUGCCAAACCAAUCACAGUUUAAAAGAGAGAAAAACAUUUAGUACUUUAGCUGAACAGCUGCGAACAGAUGUUGUAUUACAAGGUGCUUUGAGCAUGAGUCUGUACUCAAAUAAGUUUUUGGAAGUAGUAUUUGUAUAGUACUAACACAUUUCAGACAUAAGAAAAAACCUUUAACAUUAACUCAACUUGGCUUAAUUCAAUAUAUAACAACUCAUUUAAACACAUACUGUAUACAACAGCAUUCACAAGACUAUGUAAUUUGAUUGUAGAUGGUUCUACUCUAAGACUUUCCUAUCAAAUACAUUUAUUGGAUCUGUAGUCACUUUA